This is a messenger RNA of Trichoderma gamsii, 4884 nucleotides long. RefSeq lists its product as hypothetical. NCBI's taxonomy places the organism in Eukaryota, Fungi, Ascomycota, Sordariomycetes, Hypocreales, Hypocreaceae. The record is from RefSeq and is a predicted model, not a curated record. The transcript has 3 exons. Bases 1 to 4884 code for a protein of 1627 amino acids.
AUGGGCGCAACAACAGGCUCAGGGUCCAAGCGCCCUCGAUCGCCUGUGUGUGAAGAUGUCGAUCCCAAGAGAGCUCGCUUCGCAUCCUCAACCAUAGACUUUCUCAAAGAGUCUGCUCUUGACUUCGCUCUUGAGGCCACCGGUCUCAAGCGCUCUCACUCUGCCUUCUUCAGCGAAGAAGAUGGGAAUGACUCGGCCACGAAGAAGUCAAGACAACAAGAUGAUCUCAGCAAAAAUCCAUCAUGGAGCUAUGCUGGCCUGACCGUCCACAAUUCUGUCAUUGCGACCAUUGACGCGGAUGGCAAGUUCGUCACGCUGGGUGCUGCAAGCCAGCACAACGUUACGUCCUCGUCCCUUACACCACCACGUUCCCCUAACGCUCAAGAGACGGAACAAGACCCAAUUGCUCUCCAGGCUUUCAAAAGAAAGGCCGGGCUAGACGUUCUGUCUCCCCCAAUCACACCUGCUGUCGGCACCGAGAGGAAGCCAGACCCUCUGGAUCAAUAUGGUGUCACCCAAGAUCCGUCUGUAGGUAGUGACAUGGUCAAGGUUGCUCCUCCUCAUUUUCCUCAGAUGCCAGAGAAUCAUGUCAUAAUCGGAGACGUCGACCUCUUUGGCUGCAUCCCUGCCAAGCUGCACAUCUUCAGGGGACAAGUCACAAAACUUCAUCCAUACCAGGAGGUCGUCCAGCUUUCUGCAGGUCAGAUUACCAUUGGCUCUGUGCUCCCUCCCUUGAAGGAUGGUCCAUUUGACGCCAUUGUUCUGGAAAAUACUGAACUAUGUUAUUCGGUUGUUCCCUUGAAUGUUUACGAGCUCGAAGGACUUUAUCUCGAGACGGAUCUCUUGUUCAAGGGUCCCCUCCAGCCGCUUCAAGAUGUCAUCCGAGAUGUCUUCAAUCAAGAGAGACCUGCUCUCCACGUCAGUGCCCAUCUCGGCAUGUCGAGGGAUUGGAUGAUACCCUACGUCCCUCCCCGUCUUGUUCUCCGCGGCUCGUUUGACGAUUGCUCUGUCAAGCUGUGGGAUAUUCUCGAGUUCACGCAGUUGGGCGUCGAAUUGACUCUUGAGCAAGCCCGUGAUGACGAUGGCGAGAUGAAUAUUGGCUAUGGCUUCUUUGGAAAAGUUGACAUGGCCAUGCCCGGAUCCGUUGUGCCGCUCAAGGCCGAGUAUCUCUUCCGCGUGAUGGAUGAGCGCUAUAUGCUCUCUGUCACACUAAAAGAUGAUGAUUGGAAGGAUUGCUUUGGUAUUAAAAACCUGACGCUUUCCGAGGUCACAUUCGUCGGCGUCUUGUCUGAGCCUUCGUCCAAGGCCGCUAUCUUUCUCCAAAUGGAGGCCGUUUUGCACCUGAAUGACACCACAUUGGCGAUUUCGGAUGAAUACUCUAUUGCGGCUUACCUGGGCAAUCUUAAUCUCCAAGAGGUCGGCAAGAUCUUCAACCAAAUCACCGGCCAUGAUCUCGACGUAUUCGAUCAUGACGUUGUCUUCAACUCUCUCUCUCUGGUCAUCUCCAACUCGGGAGUCGCCUUUGCCGGUGCCAUUACGAUCAAUGGCCACUCCACGGCCUAUGGUUCAAUUGCCAUCAUGCAGGACGGCCUGCAAAUCACCGGUGGCAUUGGGGACGUAGAGUUUGAGUCCAUCCAGAUCAAACGUGCCAGCUUCGACGUCUUCAUCAGCAGUAGCAGCAACAACUCGUCGUCCGCCAGAACAACAAAGUUCGGCAUCUCGGGAGAGGUGUCCUUCAGCGGCAUUGACCUGAGCGUUGGGCUCUUCACCGAGAAGGCGACGGGCUCUGAACUGCAGUGGACCAUCUACGGUGAGGUUGCUGGGGAUCUGAGCAUCGGUAAUCUUGAUCCAGACUUGAAGGGCUCAUUCCUGGAUGUCUCCCUCAAGGGACUUGCGCUCAUUGCGUCCAACAAAGAGGACCCCGAUGGUCCUUACAACAAGUUCAGAUACCCCGUCCGCAAGGGCAUCCAAUUCUGUGCUGUGGUUGAUAGAAUCCCCCAGCUGGAGGAUCUCAUGCGAGGCAGCGUCAAGGGCAUGAUCCUCUGCGCCAGCUAUGAGACCGGCACCGAUAACCUGCGGCUGUCUGUCAUUCUUCCUGCAGAGCGCACAAUCUCCUUUGGAGAGCACGUGUACACUGGUCCUAUUGCCAUUGAGUUCGCCAAAGAAGGAACCGACAUUGUGCUGAUCGUCAAGGCUCUGCUCAACGUCAAUGUAGACACUCAGCCUGAGCCGCUCAAGUUCUCUCUCGGUCUCAAAGCCGGCACCACCGGGGCAGCUGCCUACGCCACGAUGCUCAACGAAUGGGUCAACCCAGCCAAGAUGGGUAAGGAGAUCAAGAUUAAAGGUUGCUCUCUCGAAUUUGGCAUCGUCUAUGCCACUUUCUUCACGACCGGCGUGCCUGGUGCCAUUGGCUUCGCAGGACAGCUCAUGCUUGGCCAGAAGGAGGCAAAGCUGGCCAUGAAGCUUAGCCAGAAUCCCAAGGAUCAGGUGCUUGCCGCAGCUGUCACCGACCUUGGGGUCGUUGAUCUGGUUCAGUUCGCUUCCAAGGUCUGCGAGAUAGACUUCCCCGAGCCGCCCAAGGAUCUAUUGCAUUUCAACAAAUUCGACUUGUAUCUGUCUACCGGAGCUUCUAUUGGAGAGAUCUAUUUCCCUGCCGGAGCCUCUCUCAGCGGAGACAUGCUGAUCCUGGGCAAGAAGGCUAAGUUUGAUUGCACCGUUGGUGGUAAGGGCGUCAAGCUUAUGGCUACAAUCGAGCACUUUGAUCUCGGCCCUCUGAAAGUCAAGGGAGCGACAGGUGAGGACCCCAUUGUCGAUAUCGAGCUCUCGGCCGACAAGCAACGGAUCUUCAUCGACGGUGCCGUGGAGCUCUGGGAUCUAUCUGCAGCGCUGCAUCUUGAAACCCAAGCGUAUCCCACGCCGGCCUUUGACUUCUGGGUCAAGGUUGAGCUCUCCGAUUGGUUCAAGUUCAACCUCGCUGCCCAGCUGACGGGCGAUAUCGACUUCAAGGAUCUGAGCACGCUCGCAAACUCUGACUUUGCCGUCUCGGGCGAGGUGGAGCAGCAUAUUCUCGAAAACAUUAUUGGCAUGUUGGAUAGGCAGAUCAACUCCAUGGCCGAGAAUACUGACUACGAUGCCGCAAAGAGAAGACUCUCAGAAAAAGAGAAUGAAUACAACUCCAGCUUGCAAGCUGCUCAGAGCAAGGUUGACGAUUGCCAGAGAGCCUGGGAGCAGAAACAGGCAGACGUCAAGGCCGAGUUGGAGCGCGCCAAAGCACAAGCAGCUGCUUACCUUCAAGAUCUCGGAGACAAGGCUGAUGCAGCAGACAAGACAUACGUCAGCACUCUCGCUGCUGCGACCGCCUACAAGGAGCAAGUCUGCCAUGAUGCUUCGGUGGCUAUCCGUGAGGCAGAGUCUGCUGUAUAUCAUGCUGAUCACGAUAGCGACGAUGUAAUCCGGCAGGCUCAGGACGAGUUGCAUCGCAAGAGGGAUGCGCUGAACGCCUCCUUUGGCAAAGCUGACGCCGACGUGGAGAGUGCUCAGCAGACUGUCGACGCGGCCUUGGAGAUGGUUGAGGCGCUUGACAAGGAUCUGUCCGACGUUGAUCGUCGGAUAAGCGAGGCCUCUCUGUGGGAUAUGCCGCUUCUUGUUGCCGAGAAGACGCUCAAGGCGACUGAACAGGCUAUCGCCGCCGCCGGGCUCGAAGCUGCCCGGCUAGUCUUGAUGGCAGCCGAGGGAGUCUUGGAAGGCCCAGACUUUAUUGCUGGACAAUCUGCAGUGACAGCCGACGAAGACGCCCUCGAGAAGCUCCUGGAAACCGAGGCGGCGGCUAUCGAGGCCGCCAAGAUUGCCCUCGAGGAUACCAAGAAGUCCCAGGGGCUUCUUGUGUCUCAGGCUUCACAGGCCUUGUACGAAGUUGAGAGAAGUUCUAGCGAAAUCAAGACAUCGACACAAGCCAAAGCCGCCGUCGCUACCGGCGAAGAGACAGCGCGCUCCAUGGUUUCUGACGCACAGCGAGCUUUCGAUGAGUUGAAGAAGUCAGCCGAGUAUAUCGCCCUCGAAGAGGCCCGCAAGGAUCUGGCCAAGGCGCAAGGAAAGGCCGCCGAGGUCGAACUUGCUCGACAAGCCUGCCAGCUCGUGGCAGAGAACAAGCCCAGUUUGUGGGAUGAAGUUCUCGACCUCGGUGCCAAGAUCGCCAAAUGGCUUCUCGAGGCGGCGGGUGAGAUCAUCAACAUCACGAAAAUCUCAUUUUCUGGAAGCUCGGCGAGCUUCAAGGACGGCGGCCCUCCCCUCAAGUGCAAGAUUGAGGGUAAGCUGGUCGGCGAGGACAUCGAUAUCGACCUGAGCUGGAAGCCCGACUUUGACAUUGUCAAGUUCAUCAAGGCCAUCUUCAGCGAGUUGUGGGAGAUGAUCACGGAGGCUCUCAGCAAGUUCUUUGAGGGGCUUGCUAAGCUCGCCGAGGAGGUUGCUGAGAAGGUCGUCGAAUUCGUUGAAGACGCGGGCGAAUUCGUCGUGGAAGGAGCAGAGAAGGCCGUGGAGUUUGCCGAAGAUGUGGGCGAAGUCGUCGUGGAGGGAGCAGAGAAGGCUGUGGAAGCAAUUGGUAAUGCCGCCAGCGACGUUGGCCAUGCUGUGGAAGACUUCGCAGAGGAUGUAGACGAUGCCAUGAGUGACGUGGGGAGUACCUUGGGCCACGCGGCGAGUGAUGUCGGUCACGCUGUGGAAGAUUUUGGAGAAGGUAUAGACGAUGCCGUCAGUGAUGUCGGAAGUGCCAUUGGGCAUGUAGCUGAUGACGUGGGAGAUGCUGUCGAGGAUGUGGGACAUGCCGUUGAGAAUGUGGCCAGCGAUAUUGGAGAUGCCAUUGGUAAUGUGUUUAGUAGUCUUUGGUGA